This is a messenger RNA of Aureobasidium namibiae CBS 147.97, 1074 nucleotides long. Its product is annotated as inosine monophosphate dehydrogenase. The record is from RefSeq and is a predicted model, not a curated record. Gene Ontology annotation, molecular function: nitronate monooxygenase activity. Lineage: Eukaryota; Fungi; Ascomycota; Dothideomycetes; Dothideales; Saccotheciaceae. The coding region runs from base 1 to 1074 and encodes 357 amino acids. The transcript has a single exon.
AUGGCCUCAUCUCUAACUGCCACAUAUCCAUGGACUAAAGUCCCACUGAUCAGCUGUGCUCCAAUGCGCCUGAUAGCGAAUGCAACACUCGCAGCCGCAGUCUCCAUAGCCGGCGGUCUUGGUUUCAUAGGUGCAGGCAGCGACAUCAGCACUCUGUCCUCUGAACUCUUCCAAGCGCGUGACAUUUUAACCAAAGCCAACAUAUCUACGAACACCGGCGUCUUACCCAUAGGCGUUGGCUUCCUCAUCUGGGGUGCACCUUUGGCAGAUACCUUAGCCGUCCUCAGGAAACCAGAAAACAUACCUGCAGCAGUAUGGUUGUUUGCUCCGAGAAAUCCAAAUCAGCUCAAAGACUGGACGGAGGGUGUUCGCGAAGCUACAAGCAACAAGACAAAGAUCUGGAUCCAAGUGACCAGCGUCCGUGAAGCCCUCGAAGCCGUCAAACUCGCAAGUCCCGAUGUCCUGGUAGUCCAAGGCACCGAUGCCGGCGGCCACGGUGCGGCUCAAGGCGCCGGCAUCACCUCUCUGAUCCCCGAAACCAUCGACGCGGUGACAGAACACUGCAAGUCUUCUUCCUCAGCACCAUUACCAUUUUUCGUGGCAGCAGGUGGAAUCAGCGAGGGCAGGGGUGCAGCAGCUGCACUGUGUUUGGGCGCUCAAGGUGUAUGUCUGGGCACGAGAUAUCUCGCUGCAAACGAAGCAACCAUCGCAUCUGGAUACCGAGAUGCAGUGCUCCGUGCUUCUGACGGAGGAACCACUACAAUUCGCUCAUCGGUGUACGAUCAACUUCGCGGCACUACAGAAUGGCCUGCUGGCUACGGUGGCCGUGGUGUUUUGAAUGCAAGUUAUCGAGACCACGAGGCUGGCGUGACAUUCGAGGACAACAAGAAGCUGUAUGACGAGGCGGUCGCAUCGGGAGAUAAGGGCUGGGAGGGCGAUAGGGCGAGAUUGACGACUUAUGCCGGUACGGGCAUUGGUCUUGUGAAGACAAUCAUGAGUGCAGAGGCGAUCACCCAAGAGGUGCGAGAUAACGCCUUGAAGGUAUUGUCAAGCGUCUCUGUCUCCAAACUGUGA